This is a messenger RNA of Caenorhabditis sp. 36 PRJEB53466, 3499 nucleotides long. NCBI's taxonomy places the organism in Eukaryota, Metazoa, Nematoda, Chromadorea, Rhabditida, Rhabditidae. The record is from the annotation of a GenBank genome assembly.
AUGGGAGAUUCUGUAAGUUGUUCUGAAGGCAAACUGAUUGAACGAGUCUUCUAGACGUCUCCGAGUUACUACAAGAUGAUCGUGACGUGGGGCCAACCGAAGGCGUACACAACCUACUCGACACUCACUCUUUCCUGGGAUGACUGCCUCAAUUCUUGCCUCAACACUACCGCUUGUGUUGUACGAAUUCAUACAUUCAAGUAGACUCACAGUAUUGUAUUUGCAGUUGGUUUCCAAUCAAACUGCUGGGAAAUGUCUCAUGUUCACGCUUCAACAAAUAACAACUGUAUCCCAGCUGAACAGUUCCAGUGCGGUCGUGGUGGGAUUCAAAAUCCGUUCGAAUGAAACCACCUGCUCAACCACUGAAAACGCUUCAAUUGUGAACGGAAACUCGGCAACAGUAAGUAUUUUCCCGAUGAUUGAACAAAAAGUUGAAUCUGAAGGGCGGAGUCAUUGACAGAAGUGUUACUACAAAUCAGACCUAUCAGCCGUACACAAUCAGUUCAUCUGGCGGUGUGUGGACGUUCACUCUGAAUGAAAAGUUGUACUGCGGAAUAGCUGGUUAUAUAUUCGACCGACCACGAGGUCCAUGGUGUAUUUGGGUUUGUUUCGAGAGGAGAUCAUUUCUUUAGUUGGAAUUUUAGUCAAUGUACAGCAUAGGCUGCGUCCCUCAAGUAAAUGCUUCUGGCUUCUGCUACACUUCGAGGUAUUUUCCAAAAGCAGUGCUCAGUGGUAUUGAUAGUUUCGAUGAGUACACGUACAUAACCAGUUCGUUUAUUCCACUAGAAUUGAGAAAUAAACAGACAUUCAGACAAAUCAUCGUCUCACGUUAGUAGUCAAACAAUGCUGAAAUCAUACAGCUCUAUUGGUUUCUGGAUUGGUGGGACCCGAAGAACGGAAUGUAUGGCACCGAAUAACAAAAGCGCAAGUUGUAAUGGAAGCAAUGUGAGAAACGGAUCAACGAUUGUAUUGUCAUUCAAAGAUUUUAAGGAGUUCUCUUUCGUCGAUCCGACGUUUACUUCGCCUGGAUACUAUGGAUGGCUGAGUGGUCAACCAUCGGGAAUGGCAACCAAUCCAACGACGGAAAACUGUCUCGAGUUGAAAUUCACGUCUUCACGAACUGGAGUCGACGAUGUUGCGUAAGUUGAAUACUUUAAGGAUAGUUUGAUAACAAACUGGAAUGUUUCAGAUGUAGUACUUCAAAAUCAUCGACGAACUGCCAAUGGGGAGUAAUCUGCGGGAAACAACCUUCUGCUUUGUGACUCUGACUUUUCAAAAAGUCUCGUUUUGCCUCGUUAAUCUUAUCCAUCAUUCCUCGUCGCGCUCCAUCUUUCAUGAAAGGUCUAGUGACCGAAAAGAUUCCCUCGUUGCUCUAUUCAUCAUCUCAUAAAGCCAUUUUUAUUCAAUAAUGACUAAUUUCAUAGCUUGGAUACUCUUAGCUUUCAUAAUAGAUUGUGUUGUAAGUUUGACUUUUCACCGGAUAACUUCUCUGUUUACUUCAAGAUUUGUAUGAGUAUUCAUUACAAAAUGAUAGUCGUUUGGGGUCAACCUGCCGAGUUCUCCACUUUCAGUACUUUGUCCCUAGAUUGGGAAGGUUGUCUACAGUUCUGCAUGAAUUCGGUGACUUGCGUGGUGAACAAAUUCAGAAGUUUGAGCAACUGUCAACGAUUUCAUUCAGCUCGCUUCCAACAACUCAUCGUCUAAUUGCACAGUGUUCCAGUUGGGAGAAAUAAGUUCAGUUGAAAGACUAGACAGACAAUAUCAGGCGAUUGUGGCAUUCAAAAUAGUCUCCAACGAGACCACGUGCUCUCUAGAAAUAGACACUCCCAUUGCGAACGGUGAAGCGGCUACGGUACUUUGGUGAUGUACAGUAUCCUUUCAAACGUUGAACAAGAUCAGGGUGAUGUAUUCAUUGAUGAGGAACUGAACCAAACGUACUCAAUAUACACGGUCAGCUCAGAUGGCUCUUUUUGGACGUUCUCAACUAACGUGACGUAUGUCUGUCCCGUCGGACUCAAGCUCUUUUUCAGGCCAUUGGAUGCCUGGUGUCUUGGUGUAAGUUCUCAAAGUUCUGUGACUUUAAAAAAAAGUUGAAGGUAUUUGACAACAGAAGUGGAUUGAAAAGAGCGGACGGACUGACCAAUUGCCAGAACAAUCCAGCGUUCCUUGGAGGCGUUCUGAGCGGUAUUCAGACUGUGGAGGAGUUCAACUUCAUUUCUGGUUGGUCAUUUGAAGGAAAGAGUUCCCGAAACGUCGUUUUGAGUUCAGAAGAGGCGAAGACAAUAGCAUCCGGGCAGACGGGCAACACUGGUUUCUGGAUUGACGGAAUCCGAAAGGACGAGUGCAAAGCGUCAAGCGAACAGAUCCCCUCCGAAUGUGACGGAAUAUAUGUAAGUGUAGCUUCUCAAUUUUUCAAGCAGCCAGUUUCCAGGAGUUCAAUUUCACUGACGCCACACUCGAAAUGCCCGGAUACUUUCCAUUCGAUGUCGGCCAACCAUCAGGAAUUCUAUCCAAUUCGACCAAAGAAAACUGUCUCUAUUUGAGAAUUUUGAAUGAUUCCGUUACAAUUGAUGAUUGGGAGUGAGUUGCGGAAAAAGAGUUAUUGAAUGAUGAGUAAAACAAACCAAGGUGCACGGCGAGUGUGAUUCAAAAAGCCAAUUUGACGAUGCGAGGCCAAGUUUGUGGGAUUGAACCAACGAUUACCUUAUGAAUCAGCAGUCACUUAACAAUAAACAGUUCAUACUACCCGAUCUGUGACGCAUUCGAGCAAAGAAACAGUGGCUCUGCCAACUGACAUCACCCCUCUUUCUGAUGUUUGUACUCGUUUCGCAGUCUCUUUUCAUGUUCAGUAGUUCCCUUUCCGACUAUUUGCAGAUCAAACUGUUGAGGUUCGAGAGUAAAUACAGGGAGGAAAGUGUGCUUCACCUGAUGCUCAGACAGUAUAAAUAUAGGUCAGAGCUCCGGAGCAACCAAAACCCAAAAUGUUCAGCUAUUCCAUUCAUUUUCUCGUCGCUCUUCUCACUUCCUCCGAUGCCCUUUUCAAUUGGAUCGGCAACGAUCAGUCGGUUACCGUGACGGGAAGACUCAUUUGUGAUGGACAGCCGGCUUCUGACGUGCUCGUGAAGCUAUACGAAGACGGAACAAGUGAAAUAUCAAUGCUAACUUUAAGUUAUAUCUACUUUUGCAGUCUACGACACGAAACUCGAUUCGAUGAGAACGGACAGCGACGGAACGUUCCGAGUCUCCGGGAAAUACACGAAAAUCUUUGACAUGGACCCGAAAGUGAACAUUUAUCACUCGUGCAACUACCACGGAGUCAGAUUCCUCUCAGAUUCUCAGAACAUGUCCUUCAUUUCAGUUGUGCGACAAAAAAUUGACGAUUGACAUUCCGCACUAUGCCAUCACUUCCGGAGCCGCUUUCGAAGGCAACGGCUACGACAUCGGCACUUUGAACUUGGCGGAUCAGUUCAGCGGCGAAUCCACUGACUGCAUUCAUUAA